Messenger RNA from Dicentrarchus labrax (European seabass), 2898 nucleotides. RefSeq names its product trace amine-associated receptor 1-like. NCBI's taxonomy places the organism in Eukaryota, Metazoa, Chordata, Actinopteri, Moronidae. Gene Ontology annotation, molecular function: G protein-coupled receptor activity. Gene Ontology annotation, biological process: adenylate cyclase-activating adrenergic receptor signaling pathway. Bases 37 to 1026 code for a protein of 329 amino acids. The transcript has 2 exons. The record is from RefSeq and is a predicted model, not a curated record. Gene Ontology annotation, cellular component: membrane.
CACUGUUCAUUUUCUUGAUUUAAGGAUCACUUGUACAUGGAACCUAAAUUAUUUGCCAACAGGUCUGAUGAUGUUUUUGAGGACAAACAUUUCUGUAAUCAAUCAGAAAAUGUAUCUGGUAGGAGUGCACUCACCACCAGCACAUACUUGUUAUGUAUUUUUAUUGGCUCUUUAUCAGUUCUUAUAAUGUGUGGAAACCUUCUUUUAAUAACCUCCAUCAUUUACUUCAAACAGCUCCACACUCCUACAAACUACCUCAUCCUCUCUCUCGCUGUAGCUGACCUGCUUGUUGGGCUUACAGUUUUGCCUUUUAGCGGGGUACUGGCUUUGAGCUCUUGUUGGUAUCUUGAAGAUUUACUCUGUAAGAUACGAGGCAGCUUUGAUCUCUUUCUGUGUACAUCUUCUAUUUUAAACUUGUGUUCUAUUGCUGUUGACAGAUAUUAUGCAGUGUGUCAGCCUCUGAGGUACAGAACUAAAAUAAAUGUCCGUGUAAUUGUGAUCAUGAUCCUGGUGAGCUGGACUGUUCCUGCUGUAAACGCAAUUAGCAUGACAAUUGUGGGAGUGAACAAAGGACAAUCUAACAGGUGUGUUUUAUUUCAGAAUUCAAGUUCAGCAGUUAUGGCAGUUGUUUUUGGGUUUUAUUUCCCAGCUAUUGUAAUGGUCACUAUCUACUUAAAGAUUCUGAUGGUGGCACAGAGACAGGCACGCAGCAUCCACAACACAACCUGUCAGAGCACAAAGUCUGAAAUUAAGAAGGAGAGAAAGGCCACCAAAACUCUGGCUAUUGUAAUGGGAGUUUUCCUCAUCUGUUGGACUCCUUUUACUCUUUGUGCGACUUUUAACCCUUUGAGUAAUUACACAAUACCAGCUGCUGUGAUUGCAGCCUUUAAGUGGCUUGGAUGGUCAAAUUCAAUGCUCAAUCCAUUGGUCUAUGCUUUCUUUUACAGCUGGUUUCGAUCAGCUUUUAGAAUGAUCAUUUCUGGUAAAAUAUUUCAAGGGGAUUUCACUCAUUCUAAGCUCUUUUGACUCAUUAUGUUUUGAAAUGUCAGUAAUAUCAUCAUUGAACAUUGCAUGUCAUAUAUAUAAUAUUCAUAAAAAGUGUCACUGUACUGUGCAUAAAAUAUCUGUAUAUACAGCUUAGUGCACAGAUAGCAGUAUAUAUUCAACUGCAUUAUUAUCUCAAUGUGAAUGAACUAAAAAAAAUAGUAGGAUAAAUAUAUCUUAUUGUUCGGCUUAUUUACUGUUAUUCAGUAAUAGACGCUGUAUCUGUGUGAAAUGCAGGAGUGCAUCAUUGAGUUUCUGUCCUGGUAAGAAAAGCUUUAAACUGACCUGUAACGAAUUAAUUAAUGGUGAAAUUAUCUUUCUUUUAGAUUAGUUUUCAGUUUCAUCAGUCUAAAUAUUAAAUAGAGCAGGGUCACUGUAAAGUACUGAAUGAGACUUUUUCAUUUACAGAUUCUAAGAUUUAAAUAAAUUAAAGCAGGAAACGUUAGCAACAAGUUGUACAUUUUCCACAACAUAAUGAAGAUUACAAUGAAGAAUGAUGUACAGUUUUACUGUACAAAAAUGGUUAAAAGUGUCUGAGUUUUGUCUCUGUGUAUCCUACUAAUUUAUUCAUGACAAGGAAACACACAUUUACAGAUGCAGGUUGUAGCAUUCUUUAUUGUACCGGCACUUUUUUGUGCAAAUUCUCACUUUCUCUGCUUUUACACUUUUGAAGAUGCUGUGAAUCCCAGACAAAGCAGAGAACCUGUCUGUUUUUGUUGUCCAUGAUGAUCAUGGCUAUUUACUGUGUCCCCAGCACAGACUGAUUCUGAAAAAAAAUGUAUAACUGGAUAUAAAAAGUUUUUUUUUAAAUGAGGAAAAAUGCAAAAAUUGUCUUCAUUAAAUGUUUUUCAUAUGAUUUUUUUAAACACUGUAUAUGUGUGCAUGUCUUUGACAUUUUACUUGUUAUGAAUGCAUUGACACAAAAUUCAUUCUGGUUUCUGAGAUACAGCCAAUUGAUCAUCAAACUAUAUUUAGUCUUUGGGCAUAAGGGACUGCUCUUUUUUCCUAAAAUGGUAGAAAUGUUAAACCUUAGAUCUUGUUUGUUUUUUAGGCAACGUCUUUUAUAUAUAUAUAUAUAUAUUAUGGCAUGCCCUUUUGGAAAUUAUUAAAUGAAUAUAUGGAAUGGGAGUCUGAAUAUAUUGAAUGAAACUUGGAUAUAUUAAAUGAAUGCUGAAUAUAUGGAAUAAAAGUCUGGAUAUGGAAGGACACAUGCCCCACCAGAUUUUUGAUAUCUUGAUCUUUUUAUUAUUAUUUUUUUUCAUUGCUAUUAUUUUUUUAUUUUUUAUGUAAUCAGUCAUUUUCUAUUCAGGCCCGGUUCUACAAGCGUGCAACAUACAAACACCCUGAGUUUAAUUAUUUGCACUCUUAAUGUCAAGCAAGUUGGUCUUAUAACACACAGACAGUAUAGGCUUCUCCAUGCGCACCUUCUAAUUUGGUCCAUAUACUGUAUGUUCAGCAGCGCAACCUGCCAAAAUGAAAGUUGGAUGAGGCUAUGAUAAGACCUGGUAACCAGACGUCUCCUUCAUUAAAAGCAGAAUAUCGAGUUAUAUCCAACCAGUCUGAUGUGUGUAGAGCUCUGUAUGGUUAUAUUGAAGCAGUCUACUGUUUUUUUUAGGUGAUUUAAUGAAGGUAUACUCAGCGAACAGUCGUGCGUAAAGACACUGCCCUCUUAACAUAUCCGUCCAUGCCUUCAGAUGGUGCAGUGACUUCAUGAACGGAAGGAGAAGCUUUUAUACAAUAUAAAGCAGUUGUGGACAGCAGAUACUGUAAGAAUUGUCCACAUUCAUUCAUAGAUCAGUGACUGUUUUACCGACUUUCCUGCUUUAACUACAUUAAACCUUUUGCUGCUUUCUA